AUGAAGAUUCUUUAUAUGGGUGUGUUCCGAAACGACACUCAGCCAGCUCUCCAGCUAUGCGGGGAAAAGGACCUUAGCAGCUUUUCUCGCUUCACCCGUCAGAACUACGAUGAAUUCUUGAUGCUUUUCACCAAAACAGUCGCCGAACGAACCAAGCCCGGCCAACGACAGGAUAUUGAAGAGAAAGCCUACACAUUCCACGCCUAUGGCCGGACAGAGGGUGUUGCCGGUGUUAUAGUCACAGAUGGGGACUACCCUGCCCUGGUGGCCCACCAGCUUUUGAGCAAGAUCAAUGCAUGCCCUCUACCGCAACUCAAGGAAUAUAUCAUCAAGUACCAGGAUCCGGGCCAGGCCGACAGCAUUAUGAAGAUCCAGCAGGAGCUUGAUGAGACCAAGAUUGUCCUUCACAAGACGAUCGAGAGUGUCCUGGAGCGAGGCGAGAAGAUUGAUUCCCUUGUUCAGAAGAGUGAUGGCCUCUCAGCUCAGAGCAAGAUGUUCUAUACCCAGGCCAAGAAGCAAAACUCCUGCUGUGUUGUGAUGUAA
Messenger RNA from Penicillium bovifimosum, 543 nucleotides. Its product is annotated as palmitoyltransferase YKT6. The record is from RefSeq and is a predicted model, not a curated record. Lineage: Eukaryota; Fungi; Ascomycota; Eurotiomycetes; Eurotiales; Aspergillaceae. Gene Ontology annotation, biological process: endoplasmic reticulum to Golgi vesicle-mediated transport. The transcript has 7 exons. The coding region runs from base 1 to 543 and encodes 180 amino acids. Gene Ontology annotation, molecular function: SNAP receptor activity. Gene Ontology annotation, cellular component: Golgi apparatus; membrane.